CUCUAAUUUUUAUUUUUGUUUUCUUGGAAACCAGUGUGAUGACAGUGAUAAAUAGAUGAGAAAGGGAGAAGGAAAGGAAAAACUUUUCGAAUGGCGGCAUCAAGCUUGGGGAGCAAAGAAGGGUCUACGAAGACCAUCGUAGCGGAACAAAUCUCCCAGUCCGUACAAUCGACCUCCAAUCUCCUCCAUCUCAUGCUCCAGUCCUCUCCUUCCCAUGCCCAACUAAUGAAACUUCCGAAAAACCUUUUGGCUAAAACAUCCACAAUAAGAAACACAGAGUUGGUGUUGCAACAGAUGCCUCAGGUAAUUUCAUCAUUGGAUGCACAUGUGGAAAGUGGAUUGCAAAGCGUACCUCAUCUGGAAACCGUUGCCCAGUUGAUUUCAAACAUGGAAACUGGCCAGCUCAAGUCUUUAUCCAGAGAUCAGCAUAGUCAAGAGCAGGCACAUGAACCUGUAGAGCAGCACUCAGAGGUGGCCUAACUAUCAUUGGGAUCUCCAGCCAUAGCGUUGAACUUGAGCAGCUUCCAUGAUCCAACUAAAUAUGUAAAUGGAGUGCCUGAGUAUCACUAUUGGUCCUUAUUUGUGAAUAUGUGAUCGAUUUCAACUGUGAAAAUAUUUGUAAUCCUAUUUUGUUGGCAAUGAAGCCUGCUCUAGUGAGGUUCUUGGUGAUUUAA
Messenger RNA from Olea europaea var. sylvestris, 674 nucleotides. RefSeq names its product tobamovirus multiplication protein 2B. The transcript is spliced from 5 exons. Lineage: Eukaryota; Viridiplantae; Streptophyta; Magnoliopsida; Lamiales; Oleaceae. The record is from RefSeq and is a predicted model, not a curated record. Bases 91 to 480 code for a protein of 129 amino acids.